AUGGUCGCUUCGUCGCAUGCUGUCGCGCGGAAAUUCAUAUACCCUCUACGUUCGUGGCACGAGCAGAAACAAAGCAGCAAAAGCGAUCAGAAUUCACCGCGCAUUACGGGCACGACCUAUUUCCAGUUCUUGCGACCCACGCGCCUUGUGACAACUAGACGAGCCCAACUCUUCUCCGUCGCCUGCGCCUGCGCCUGCGUCUUCGCCUUCGCCUUCGCUUGCUAUUAUCGAAGGUGGCCAGCCCGGACCUCAUCAUCUCGACCCCAGUCGACCGAAAUCGACAACACUGCACUGGAUCCGACUCGGCUCGAGCAAGUCGACCACAAUAAUGACGCGAGGGCCGACAAUAGGGACAAAAUCUUAACUAUAUCAUCGCUACCAGGUCAUUCGCAAUAUCGACUCACGGUCUAG
Sodiomyces alkalinus F11 is the source of this 411-nucleotide messenger RNA. RefSeq lists its product as hypothetical. The record is from RefSeq and is a predicted model, not a curated record. Lineage: Eukaryota; Fungi; Ascomycota; Sordariomycetes; Glomerellales; Plectosphaerellaceae. Bases 1 to 411 code for a protein of 136 amino acids. The transcript is spliced from 2 exons.